This is a messenger RNA of Schistocerca nitens (vagrant locust), 3123 nucleotides long. RefSeq lists its product as uncharacterized. The record is from RefSeq and is a predicted model, not a curated record. NCBI's taxonomy places the organism in Eukaryota, Metazoa, Arthropoda, Insecta, Orthoptera, Acrididae. Gene Ontology annotation, cellular component: membrane. The coding region runs from base 256 to 2979 and encodes 907 amino acids. The transcript has 5 exons.
CCCGGACGGGCCGCCGCCAGUACCCACACUCUGGCUGACGGUAGUUUCAAUACGGCUGAGCGAGCCGACGCGUGCGACUGAUUCCGCGUUCCGGAUUGAGCAGGAUGUGUUUCAGAUUUGUGCCCUCUUGACCUCGAAUCGAUGACGUGUUUAAAGAAGCCAAUGGUGGAAACCUGCGACGAGCAGCUAGCCCCCAAAUUUAUUGGUUACAAAGGUGUCGACUUCACAUGGAAGUGGAGGUAACAAAAGCGCACUAUGAUCGACGAAACAGAUCCCGUCGAUUUUUCGGCGGCAGCGAGGCUGUCGUACUUCUUGCUGUUCGUGGGCCAGAGCGCUGCGGCGCAGUUCUUCUCGGUGUACCUGAAGUACCUGGGCCUGUCGGCCGGCGACGCGGGCGCCGUCCGCGCUCUGCAGGCGUGGGCGGGCGUCGCUGCGGCGCCGGCGUCCGCCGCCUUGUCCAGCUCACUCUUCGGUUCGGGCCGCGGCCGCGGGGCCUUCGCGGCGCUGCUGCUGCUCACCUCCGUGGCGGCCUACGUCAGCCUCGUCUUCGUGCCGCCCUUCGCCGUUCCCAGGGAUGUAACUCACUGCUCGCACACCGCCACUCCAGGGCCAGGCUGGGGACUCUUCGUUCUGGACGACCCAAACGGCACUACGAAGUCAGAGGCCCACGAAUCAUUCAGUCGUAUUUUACAGGAGACCAAAGAUAAAACACUCAACAUUUCAGUGCCAGAGAUAAAAAUUGCAGACGAUCCAGAGAUUGUACAAAGCAAAACCACUGCAUCUACACUAGAAACAGUUGCGAUUUCGAAAGGUGAUUACAGCUGGGACAAGUUCAUCAAUCAGAAAAACAGAGAAAUGGAGUACAAUGAUUCGCCUGAGCAUAAUUCUGCUGAUAUUGACACGAAGCAAACAUCUGACGACAAAUCGUCAGAAAGAAAGACUUCGCCAGCCUCCUGGCAAAUGGAGGAAAGGAAGGGAAUUCUCAGUUCCUACCACAAAAUCACUGACACUCCGUUGAUUUUUAAGUAUGAUUUGUCUGUCGCGGAGAAUUCUCAGAAAAAUAGCCCACCAUAUAUUGCAGACGGUGAAAAUGAUAACGAUAUGUUGGUAACGCCAGAGCAUACUGACUAUGGCUACCUAUCACAAUACUUGAAGCCCAAGCCUUCAGUCAGUCACCGCUACAAGGGGAUUGACCAGAGUAAGUUUUAUGAGGUGCAACACGAUGGCGUUUCAGGAGGACAAGCCGAAGGUGGUAGUAAAACGUUUGCAAAUCCUAGGUGGAAGAUGUUUCAGAAAAUUUUCCUACAGAAUCAACCAAAGCAUAAACAGCCUCUCCACACUCCCAGAUAUCGUGAACAACAAUUAAAUGGCGCUGAUAAUGAUCUGGACUACUCUAAUACUCCCAAGAAGCAGUACAGUAAUCAGCAACAACAACAAAAAGAACAAAUUUUGGACUUAUCACGGCAGUAUGACAGUGUAAAACCGUUAUACCAAUAUCACUUACCAUCGCAACAUAUGAAUGAAAAUGGCAUUGUCAAGCGUGAUGUACGCAGUGUUCAUAAUAGAAUUUCAAAUAGUGACGUCGUGAACAGAGUUGGUCUGUUCCAUUUGGAACCAGUUACUUCUGAUCAUGUGCUACAGAGUGAAAUUACGACGAGGAGGGGGGCGUCGGAUAGUGUAACAGAUUUAUCACCGUUGUUACAAAAGAAUAUGGCACUAAAUAGCCACUUGAACAUUACAAGUCAAAUACCAAAUAUUUCGCGUCCAGAUGCAAACUCUGUCUACAUGCACAGCAUCACAUAUUUUUCUAUUCUCGAAGGCUUUGGUGCCAGCAAGUACGGUUCGUGGUCAACUGUAUUCUACACGGUGUUUGCUAUAUCACUGUUUCUAGAGACCGGGUGCCAGUCAGCUCUGGUCUGGAUGCUGAGACUGUGCGGAGUAAUGACGCGGGACACUCGCGCGGUGCUCGGGGAACUCGCUACGAGCAGCCAGGUGCUGGUUGGGUGGUCGCUCGUCGUGUGUCCCCUGGUGGGCGUGGCGGCUGCCCUGUCUCCCUGCCCGUUCCAGAUAACAGCACACAUGGCGGCCGCCGCCGCGCUCACCUUCUGCGCUCUGCUUCUUUUGCCACUGGUGGCUCCUGUGUCGAGGUCGAGGAAAAGGAAGCCAUCGAAACCGUCCUACCGGAAAACCUAUGAAGAUAUGCACGCCACUCUCAUUACAAGAUUUUCCUUCUCACUUAGAAUGGGUAUAACAGGAUUUAUAACAGCAUGUAAUAUGGAGUUCAUGAUGUGGUAUAUGGAAGCACAAGAAACAUUCUCUCACAACUAUGAGUAUCUGUACUGUGGAUAUUCUGCCACUGCUUCAAUCACACAAUUUCUGUUAAAUAGGGUACUGAGGAAGAGAACUGAAGCUGGAGAGGAUGCUGAAAGUGAGUCUGAUGACGACACAGGGGGUGGACGUUGGCAACUGCUCAGGACAGAAGUGACCGGCCACCAGCGGUGGUGGUGGCUGUGGGAGGCUGGCACCCUGCUGCUUGGUGUCGAGCAGCUGGCAGCUCGGCUUCAGCCAGUGUGGGUGCUGCCACCACUGCUGGGAACCCUGCAGGGGGCUGGCUCUGCCCUGUCCUCAGGCGGAACGGUUGGGAGUGCGAGGAUGAGCCACGGUAUCGGCUACGGGUGCGGCUGCCUGGUUGCGGGUUUCAUCGUCCAGAAGUGGGGAGCAGCUGUGAUGUUCCAGGUGCUCAGCCUGGGAACCUCAGCAUGUGCAGCAGUUGCAGCCAUCAUUAGGGGGGUGGCAAGGUGUACUGCAAACCAGAGGCAGCAGGCACGACAACAUUCAUUUUCUAUUGCCUCCACCGAAUCUGAUGCCAGCAGUGAUGGAGAAGAAAAUGAAAUUGCUGAAACAGAUGACUGGCUUGUAGAGGCACUGCAACGAGAUGAAUAUCAGCAAGCUAAAAAGUGUCACAGAAUUGAAUGUUAGAACAGUUAACAAACACAGGAAUUAGAUGUCUGUGUUUGUUAGUGAAACUGAACAGUUCCACCUGUCACUGCUUUUGUUUUGCCUGUUAUUGAUUUCCUAAUGAGUUGGAUGUAAUGGUGAAAUAAAUAUAAACAAUACAGAUGA